CGGUGGGGCGGGGCCGCCAGCUCAGGGUCUCCCGGCGCGGACCAGUUGGUAAACAGAUCCGGAGCGCGUGUCGGGCGCCAGCGGUGCGGCGACUUCUCGGAGGCGGCGCGAAGGUGACUGCGGAUCCCAGCUUCCUGCCCCGGGCCUUGAAGGAUGGCUGCCAUGUUGGGGGACGCCAUCAUGGUGGUCAGAGGCCUUGCCAAGCUGACCCAGGCGGCCGUGGAAACCCACCUGCAGCACUUGGGCCUCAGCGGGGAGCUCAUCAUGGCGGCCAGCGCCCUGCCGUCCACGGCUGCGGAGAAGAUCGGCAUGGUCUUGGGGAUGGUGCAGGACCAGAAGUAUGAGGAGCCUAACGUCGCCGAGAGCUUUGAUGACCCGGAAGCAGAGUUCCACUUCUCCGGGCCUGGGGCUGAGGGAGCCUCCGCAGACUUCUCUGCAGCCCCCGACCACACAGGCAGCGAGGGCCCAGCUCCUGCCUACGCCGACAGCGGACCCUUUAGGGAAGCGGGGCUCGCGGGCCAGGCCACCUCCCCUCUGGGCAGGGCGAAUGGGAGGCUCUUCCGAGAUACCAGCACCCCCUUCUCUGGCCCGGGCCUUCAGCGCAGGUUCUUCCACCAGGACCAGUCCCCGGUGGGGGGCCUCACAGCCGAGGACAUAGAGAAGGCCCGGCAGGCCAAGGCUCGCCCCGAGAGCAAGCCCCACAAGCAAAUGCUCAGUGAGCGGGCUCGGGAACGGAAGGUGCCAGUUACGAGGAUUGGGCGGCUGGCCAACUUUGGAGGUCUGGCCGUGGGUCUGGGUUUUGGGGCACUGGCUGAAGUCGCCAAGAAGAGUCUCCGCCCUGAUGACCCCUCAGGGAAGAAGGCCGUGCUGGACUCCAGCCCCUUCCUGUCCGAGGCCAACGCGGAGCGCAUCGUGAGCACGCUGUGCAAGGUGCGCGGGGCGGCGCUCAAGCUGGGCCAGAUGCUGAGCAUCCAGGACGAUGCUUUCAUCAAUCCCCAUCUGGCCAAGAUCUUUGAGCGCGUGAGGCAGAGCGCAGACUUCAUGCCGCUGAAGCAGAUGACGAAAACUCUCAACAACGACCUGGGCCCCAACUGGCGGGACAAGCUGGAGUACUUCGAGGAGCGGCCCUUCGCAGCCGCGUCCAUCGGGCAGGUGCACCUGGCCCGCAUGAAGGGUGGCCGUGAGGUGGCCAUGAAGAUCCAGUACCCCGGCGUGGCCCAGAGCAUCAACAGUGACGUCAACAACCUCAUGGCCGUUCUGAACAUGAGCAACAUGCUGCCGGAAGGUCUGUUCCCCGAACACCUGAUCGACGUGCUGAGGCGGGAGCUGGCCCUUGAGUGCGACUACCAGCGCGAGGCCGCCUGUGCCAAGAAGUUCAGGGAGCUGCUGAAGGACCACCCCUUCUUCUAUGUGCCCGAGAUCGUGGACGAGCUCUGCAGCCCCCACGUGCUGACUACAGAGCUGGUGUCCGGCUUCCCCCUGGACCAGGCCGAGGAGCUGAGCCAGGAGAUCAGGAACGAGAUCUGCUUCAACAUCCUGGUCCUGUGCCUGAGGGAGCUGUUCGAGUUCCGCUUCAUGCAGACAGACCCCAACUGGUCCAACUUCUUUUAUGACCCUCAGCAGCACAAGGUGGCUCUUCUGGACUUUGGCGCCACGCGGGAAUUUGACAAGUCCUUCACCGACCUCUACAUCCAGGUCAUCAGGGCUGCUGCCAACAGGGACAGGGAGGCCGUGCUGAAGAAAUCCAUAGAGAUGAAAUUCCUCACCGGCUAUGAGGUCAAGGCCAUGGAAGACGCCCACCUGGACGCCAUCCUCAUCCUGGGGGAGGCCUUUGCCUCCGAGGAGCCCUUUGACUUUGGCACCCAGAGCACGACCGAGAAGAUCCACAGCCUGAUUCCCAUCAUGCUGAAGCACCGUCUCAUCCCGCCCCCGGAGGAGACCUACUCACUGCACAGGAAGAUGGGAGGCUCCUUCCUCAUCUGCUCCAAGCUGAAGGCCCGCUUCCCCUGUAAGGCCAUGUUCGAGGAGGCGUACAGCAACUACUGCAAGACGCACGCCGCGCAGUAGCCGCUGGGCCGGCGCUCAGUGCGAACUCUGCGCCCUUGUGCAGCUGCGACCAGGAGGAAGGAAGCUGGUGGGGUGACGCUGCAUUUAAAGUCCUUUGCCGAGGAGAAGGGGGGCUGGCAAAUGGCAGGGGAUGCUGCUGGGAGCCCCGCUACCAGCGCUUAUACACGGUUUUUAUCACUCAGGGGGUAUGGAAUGAGAAUGAAACCCCAACUACUUUGUCAAAAUCACCUACUGUUUGUUCAUCCUCUGAAAUACUCUAGAUAAAAGUAAAAAGGCAAUUUUAGUUCUUUUGUAACGGGUUUUCCUAUUGUGAAUGUUAUCCAGAAGAUGAGACGAAGACUCCCUGCCACUAAAAACAUACACAGAAGCCUUUUUGGAUUUUAUUGAACGUGGAGUACAGGUUUGUGUGUGUGUUUCUCGAAUGAGAUUUGUGUUCUCUGCCCCUUUUCCUCUCCAGCCCAUGCUCUGAAGCUGGGAGAAGUGCUGAUCUGAGCGGUGCCAACAAGUACUGUUUAACCAACUGAGGCCCACGCCUGCUCUCUGGCUGGUUCCUCUAUUUUUUGACAACUUUUAAGUUUCCAGAGAACUGCAGCCUCCCAUGGGAAAGGUCAGGAGCAGCAGAGGGCGCGAGAAAGGGACACAGCUCUCGUCUCAGAAGACGGUGUGUGGGGGGGAACCUCCUUCCCCCUCCCAGCCCAGGAGCCUUUGUGGAAGGAGGUGAAUGUAUAGGUGUCACCCAGUUGGACCUGAGGGGUCAGUAUAGGCUCUGUUAAUUUUUGUACAAUUCUUGUAAUUGUCUGAUUUGUUUCAAUAAAAACAAAACAUCCUAG
Molecule: messenger RNA, 2897 nt
Organism: Rhinolophus ferrumequinum (greater horseshoe bat)
Lineage: Eukaryota; Metazoa; Chordata; Mammalia; Chiroptera; Rhinolophidae
Gene: COQ8A
Product: coenzyme Q8A
Exons: 15
Coding region: 154-2067 (637 amino acids)
Biological process (GO): ubiquinone biosynthetic process
Cellular component (GO): extrinsic component of mitochondrial inner membrane
Molecular function (GO): kinase activity
Source: RefSeq, a predicted model, not a curated record